Molecule: messenger RNA, 1916 nt
Organism: Nymphaea colorata (pocket water lily)
Lineage: Eukaryota; Viridiplantae; Streptophyta; Magnoliopsida; Nymphaeales; Nymphaeaceae
Product: U-box domain-containing protein 8
Exons: 1
Coding region: 264-1439 (391 amino acids)
Biological process (GO): protein ubiquitination
Cellular component (GO): nucleus; cytoplasm
Molecular function (GO): ubiquitin-protein transferase activity; protein binding
Source: RefSeq, a predicted model, not a curated record
AGCCCCUCUCUCUCCUUCUUCUCCCUCUCUCUUUCUGUCUCUGCAGACUCCGCACCACACAGGGGCAAACGCCAACGAGGUCUCUCUCUCUCUCUCUCUCUCUCUCUUCGUGCAGGCGCGCAGGCGAAGGAGGAAGGAGCUUUAAAGUCUGAGUAAUCUUACUCUCUCUCUCUGGGCUCCACGAACAAAGAGCAAAGGAGAAGAAGAACCAGAUAAGUGGAGAAAAGGGAAAAGAAGGUGGAAGGUGAAGGAGGAAGGCCAAGAUGGAGACCCAACUUCCGGAGGAUUUUUGUUGCCCAAUAUCACAUGAGAUCAUGUCCGACCCCGUCAUCCUCUGCUCCGGCUACACCUUCGACCGCUCCUCCAUCCAGCGGUGGCUCGACACAGGCCACCGGACCUGCCCCAUCACCCAGACACCUCUCCCUCCACGACCCUCUCUCAUCCCCAACUACGCUCUUCGCUCCCUCAUCUCUCACUUCGCCCAGGCCCAUCACAUAUCCCUCUCGCCCACACUCCCCGCCACCAUCUCCGCCUCUGCCACCACGGCGGCCGGUACCCUCCAAUCUUACCCGUCCUCUCAGAGGCAAAAGGUCAAACAGUUAGUUUCUACCCUCGCCUCGCCGGAGUCCCCCACCUCUUCUAAGCUCGACGCCCUCUCCCUCCUCCGCCGGCCCUCCAAAUACGACGUCAACUUCCGGCAGAUUCUUACGGACUCCGGCGGCGCCUCCGCCAUUCUACUAUGUGCCUCCGACCCCCAGCUCCAGGAUUCUGCCCUCUCCGUCCUCUUCAACCUCUCCCUCGAUGACGACAACAAGGUGGGACUCGUGGCCGAAGGCGCCCUCGGCCCCGUCGUGGCUGCUCUCUCCUCGGGCUUCCCGGCCGCCCGUGCGCUCUCGGCCACCAUCAUCACCAGCCUCGCCAUCGUGGAGGUCAACAAGGGGACCAUUGGCCGGUACCCAGGGGCCGUCGAGUCGCUAGUGGAGCUGCUGAGGGACGGGAAUUUGAAAGGAAAGAGGGAGGCAGCCACAGCGCUGUCGACUCUGUGCUCGUUCCCUGAUAACAAGCGGAGAGCGGUGGAUGCCGGUGCCGUGCCCAUUCUGCUGGCCCUGGCCGCGGCCGAGGAGUCGAUGGAGCGCCCGGUGGAGGUGCUCAGCCUGCUUUCGAGGUGUGCCGAGGGACGGGAGGCAAUCCGGAAUUGCAGAGGUGGCGUUCAGGUGCUAUCCAGGAUCCUGAAGGACGGGCGGCCGCAGAGCCGGCGGGAACACGCUUUAGCUGCACUAAGUUCCAUAUGCUCGCACAGUGAGAGCUUCGCCGCGGCAGCAAAAAGGGAGGGAGUCUAUGAAUCCUGCUUGGAGUUCAUUGGGGAUGAGAACGGGAAGGUGAAGAGGAACGCCUCUAUCCUAAUUCAAGCAUUGGAAAGGUGCAGGGAUGGCUCGUGACGGUUAUUAUUGCCGUUUUUUUGCUGGGGAGUGGGCUCUAACUGGUAGUUUUGUUUGGUGGUACCUGCAAAGCUUGUUCCUGAGGUGAGGAGGUUCAUGCUUGCUGUACAAUGGAGAUUUUCCUUGCCCCUGUUUGUUGGAAUAGCAGAAAUUCUGUUUAUUGUUUUCCCCUGCCCUGCUGUGCAAAGAAAUGUACUUAACACGGUCCAUUUUGCUAUGUAAAAUGCGGUCUCGAGUUCCUUCUUAGAAUAGAAUUCAAGCUAUUUUCAUUUUCUUGUUCCAAUGUAUGUAGUCGGGGAUGACCAAAUUUUGUCUGCUCAACUUUAUGUAUAUAUUCAAUGUGAGCGCAACUGAGUAAAAGGCCAAUUGAUGAGUAUGGGAAGGAUCAUGGGUUUCCUUUUAUGUUUUAAUAUAUAUCUACAUUGUAAUUAUGACUGCUAGUUGCAAUAUAAAGUUGAAGUGUUAUUGUUAUUGUUA